Aureobasidium melanogenum CBS 110374 is the source of this 606-nucleotide messenger RNA. RefSeq names its product SGNH hydrolase. The annotation marks the transcript as partial. The transcript has 2 exons. Gene Ontology annotation, molecular function: hydrolase activity. The record is from RefSeq and is a predicted model, not a curated record. NCBI's taxonomy places the organism in Eukaryota, Fungi, Ascomycota, Dothideomycetes, Dothideales, Saccotheciaceae.
AAAUCUGCCUACUUUCUUCUGGCUGGCGACAGCACUACAGCAACACAGAGCGUAGAUGGAGGCGGCUGGGGUGAUGGCUUCUUGAACUUCACCUUAAGAACAGGCUGCUCAGGUCGCAACUAUGGACACAACGGAGCCACGACCAAGAGCUUUCGAAAAGGCGGUGAUUGGAACCACUUGAUCAACGAGGCAAAGACAAAGAUAGCCGACUAUACUGUCUACGUGACCAUCCAGUUCAGUCACAACGAUCAGAAGCCCACCUCGGGAGUCAACCUUACACAAUACAGCGAUAACCUUGAAGCAUUUGCUAGAGAAGUCUCUUUCAUUGGCGCCAUCCCUAUCCUCGUUACCCCCUUGACUCGCCGCAAAUAUACCAAUACAACCACACCGACCAUAAUCCAAGACUUGGCUGUUCAACGCAAUCUCACCAUUGCUGCGGCACGCAGAACACAUUCGAGAUACAUUGAUCUCAACAUUGCAUCGACGGAAUACUGCAAUGCCAUUGGUCCUGAAGCUGCUUGGAGGUACAAUCUGAAUCCGACUGAUUACACGCAUCUCAAUGCGUGGGGGAGUGUAGUGUUUGGGAGGAUGGUCAGUGAUUUAAUG